Molecule: messenger RNA, 702 nt
Organism: Brassica napus (rape)
Lineage: Eukaryota; Viridiplantae; Streptophyta; Magnoliopsida; Brassicales; Brassicaceae
Exons: 1
Coding region: 1-702 (233 amino acids)
Source: RefSeq, a predicted model, not a curated record
AUGUCAUGCUUUCUCCUACCAAAAGAGAUACUAAACAAGCUUCAAGGUGUAAUAGCGAAGUUUUGGUGGAGUACGAAAGCUAAUAAUAGAGGACUUCACUGGAUAGCAUGGGAGAAAAUAUGCUUGCCAUUCGAUAAAGGGGGUUUAGGCUUCAGGGAUCUCCACGAUUUUAAUCUGGCCUUAUUAGCCAAGCAACUAUGGAGGCUUCUGCAUCAUCCAAAUUCCUUACUUGCCCGCGUCCUGAAAGGAAGAUAUUUCAGGCACUCUAACCCUAUGGAGGUCAAAUCGUCAAACUCCCCAUCCUACGGAUGGAGAAGUAUUCUUGCUGCACAAGACUUCCUCCGCGAAGGACUGCAGAACACGAUAGGGUCAGGAUUUAGCACACGCGUAUGGCUAGACCCGUGGAUCCCAACGUCCCCGACAAGAUCGGCCAUAGACGCUAGCGUGUAUCGUGACAAAGAUCUAUUGGUUAGUUAUCUCAUUGAUGAGACUUCAAAACAAUGGAGAACUGAUAUACUUGAGGCGCUAAUAGACCAAGGAGACAUCCCGUUGAUACGGAGUUUACGUCCAAGUUACAUAGGCAAAGAAUAUGGUAUCUGUUGGAUCUUUACGAAAUCAGGUCUUUAUACCGUCAAGUCGGGGUAUGAGCCGAUCUCCUUGCUAAAGGAGCCCGUCUUCAAAAUUCUAUUAUAUCCCAUGUAA